This is a messenger RNA of Betta splendens (Siamese fighting fish), 1529 nucleotides long. Its product is annotated as serine protease 23-like. Bases 114 to 1316 code for a protein of 400 amino acids. The record is from RefSeq and is a predicted model, not a curated record. Lineage: Eukaryota; Metazoa; Chordata; Actinopteri; Anabantiformes; Osphronemidae. Gene Ontology annotation, biological process: proteolysis. The transcript is spliced from 2 exons. Gene Ontology annotation, molecular function: serine-type endopeptidase activity.
CAGUUCGUGAGAGAGAAAGCGCAGUGAAGGCGACUGGCGUCUUUUUGCAAAGGGAUCGUUCUGCCGGAUCUGAUUUAAAGGGUUCCCCUCAAGCGUUCACCUGCAGCUGAACCAUGCGCUCCUGUUCUGCGCUCCCCCGGUUUAGUUCCCUCCUGUUUCUUCUCUUCUUCCCAUCACCCUCCUCCUCUCACCCCAAGUGGAUUCUCCAGCGUGUCCCUGUGGUCCUCCCACAGCAAACAGAUGACCGACCUGCCCCUCACUUCGCGUCUCCAGCUCUUCUGUACGUCAACUCCCCCUGUGACCCCGAAUGCCACAAGCGAGCCCCACGUCCUAGCUACUGGGACCUGCGGCAUCUCCUGGCCUAUGAGACGCUCCACUCUGACGGACGACUGACUGAGACUGCCAUUGGUAUUUAUGGAUACAACCCCAGUUCCAACACCAGCCCAGCUUACUCUUCAGGGGUGUCUGGGAAGGCCCAGAGGUCACAUGUCAGGAGAAAGAGACAGAUCUUUGGCCAGGAUGAGCGUUUUAGCAUUGCCGGACAGAACUUUCUGCUUAAAUUCCCAUUUUCAGUGGCUGUCAAACUGUCCACAGGCUGUUCUGGUACACUAGUGGGGGAUCGUCAUGUCCUAACAGCCGCUCAUUGUGUUCAUGAUGGCAAAAACUAUGUGAAAGGUGCUCAGAAGCUUCGAGUGGGCUUUUUGAAACUCAAACAACGGAACGCUCAGCCUCCGAGAUUUUAUCUACCUUCCAACUUCACCCACCAAGUUGAAGGUGGCCCUGCUGCUUAUGCCCCACCAACCAAUGACAAAAUGAAGUUCCAAUGGAUCAGAGCCAAACGCACCCACGUUCCCAAAGGAUGGAUUAAAGGGAAUGCCAAUGACAUCGGAAUGGACUAUGACUAUGCUUUGCUUGAACUCAAGAAGCCGCACAAACGCAGACACAUGAAGUUAGGAGUCAGCCCCCCAGCUCAGAGGCUUCCCAGUCGACGGGUCCACUUCUCGGGUUUUGACAACGAUCGCCCAGGCCAGCUGGUAUACCGCUUCUGCCGGGCCGGCGAGGAGACCCCCGACCUGCUGUAUCAGCACUGUGACGCUCAACCUGGGGCAAGCGGCUCUGGAGUCUACGUUCGAAUGUGGGACGGCCGGCACCGGCGCUGGGAACGGAAGGUGAUAGGUGUGUUUUCGGGGCAUCAGUGGGUGGAACAACAAGGGACAUCUCAGGAAUUCAAUGUAGCAGUGAGAAUAACGCCUCUUAAAUAUGCUCAGAUCUGCUACUGGAUAAAAGGGAACUUUUUGGACUGUAGAGAGGGGUGAUGAAAACGUGGAGAGUGAGGUGGACAAAGGGCUGCAUCUAAAAAACCCAUCGCACCACAACCACUGCAUACACCUUCUGAAAUAAUGCAGUCAUCGGAGAAAACCACCAUUUUUAUCCCACUACAUGUAGCACUGAAAUAACCCAAAUGUAACCAUCUUCUGUCUCUAUUUACAGAUGCCAACAUGUGUAAUAAAUGUAAAGACUGACAUACA